This is a messenger RNA of Alnus glutinosa, 1900 nucleotides long. Its product is annotated as G-type lectin S-receptor-like serine/threonine-protein kinase At2g19130. The record is from RefSeq and is a predicted model, not a curated record. The transcript is spliced from 4 exons. Bases 1 to 1686 code for a protein of 561 amino acids. Gene Ontology annotation, biological process: recognition of pollen. Lineage: Eukaryota; Viridiplantae; Streptophyta; Magnoliopsida; Fagales; Betulaceae.
AUGGGUGCGAUGAAGAGUAAGCCAUGGCUCUUAUUUGUUCUGCUUCUGAUCCUGUCCUAUUACAGAGCAUGCUUCUCCAUAGCUGGUGAUACCCUUUCACCAGGUCAGUCUCUUUCAGGGAGUGAGACCAAAUUAUCUCAAGGUAGCAAGUUUGAGCUCGGUUUCUUCAAACCGGGAACUUCAUUAAAAAUCUACCUGGGCAUAUGGUACAAAAUGUUAGAUCGGAAGGACAUUGUUUGGGUAGCAAAUAGAGAAAACCCGUUGUCUGACCCAUCUUCCUCAAGACUUGAACUCUACGAAGAUGGCAAUCUAGUUCUGCUUGAAGGUUCCUCCAAUAUCCCAGUUUGGUCGACAAAUUUGACACUUUCCCGGUCAAACUCAACUGAAGCAGUACUUGGUGAUGAUGGAAAUUUUGUUUUAAGAGAUAGUUCCAACCAGAAUACUAUCUUUUGGGAGAGUUUCGACCAUCCGACAGAUACAUGGCUUCCUGGUGCAAAGCUUGGGAUCGAUAAGAUUACUGGAAAAUCAAAGCAGCUUAUUUCAUGGAAAAAUUCAAAAGAUCCUGCACCAGGUAUGUUCUCCUUCAGGUUAGCCCGAGAUGGAAGUCAACAAUUUAUCUUGGAGUGGAACAGAUCCCAAAUGUAUUCCAGUUCUGGAGUUUGGGAUGAAAAAAACAAAUCUUUCAGCUUAGCUCCUGACAUGUUGUUGAAUUAUAUUACCAACCCCAGUUUUGUGACAAAUGAAAAUGAAAGCUAUUUUACUUAUUCGAUUAAAAACAGUUCUCCCCAAUAUAGGUUUGUCAUCAAUUCUUCAGGACUGCUCCAGCAACUCUCAUGGUCGGAAAGAUUUUGGGUUUGGAAUUUAUUUUGGUCUCGACCGGUAAAUAUAUCUGAUGUCUAUGGUUUGUGCGGUGCAUUUGGCGUGAAUUAUACGAAUUUCGCAAACCCCUGCGUAUGUUUAAAUGGUUUCGAACCAUUUUCAAUUGAAGAAACGUCCCUGAGUGAUUGGUCAGGUGGUUGUGUGCGUAAAUCCCCUUUGCAAUGUAUGAAAAAUACGUAUGCUAAUGGAAAAAAAGAUUGGUUCAUGAAAAUACCAAUCCUGAGAUUCCCUGUUAAUUCAAAAGCACAUUCGGCAGUGAGUGCUAUGAAUUGUGAAGGGGCUUGCAUGAAUGAUUGCUCUUGCACAGCUUAUGCUUAUAAUAGCAGCGGGUACAGCUGUAUGAUAUGGGAAGGAGCUCUUUUAAAUUUACAGCAACCCUCAGAUGGUGGCAAGGCUGGACAAGAUAUCUAUCUCAGACUUGCUGCUGAUGAGUAUCAAGAUACAAAAAAAUCAGGCAACAAGCGGAAAGUGUGGGUGAUUUUAGGAGUGCUGGUCACUGCAACCGCAAUCGGGCUUAUCUUAUUCCUCUCAAUUUGCUUUUCAAGGAAGCGAAAGCUCAAACACAAGCACAAAGGAGAGGAGACUUCAAGACAUGAUAUAUUGUUAUUUGAUUUCAGUACUGAACUUCAUGGAAUCAACGAUGGAACAAACACUAAAGAUAAUGUUAAUAUAAGAGGGAAGAAGGAUGGUGAGUUACCAAUGUUCAGUUACAAGAGUGUAUUAACUGCAACUAAUAAUUUCUCAGCUGUCAAUAAACUUGGACAAGGAGGUUUUGGACCAGUCUACAAGAUCCAACCAAGAAAAUGAUGUUAGAUUGGGGGACACGCAUACACAUUAUUGAAGGGAUUGCUCAAGGGCUUCUUUAUCUUCAUCAAUAUUCAAGGUUACGGAUCAUACAUAGAGAUCUAAAACCCAGUAACAUUCUAUUGGAUAGUGAAAUGAAUCCAAAAAUAUCAGAUUUUGGGAUGGCUAAAAUAGUUGGAGACAACGAAACACAAACAAACACACAUCGAAUUGUCGG